AUGUCACGAAAAGAACUUAAUACUUGUUAUUUUUAUUCUUCUUUAUCUCCAUUCUCGCCUAUCGAAGGUUCCUCAGUUCAUAAAAAUUUUGAAGAAAAAACUGAAAAAUUUUCUCCGGCCUCUUCCCCAAAAGUUAAUAAUUAUUAUUAUGUUGAAACUGAUUCGUCAUUAAUUUCAACGCCACAAAUCAGUACACAAAAUAAUAAUAAUUUGUGUCAUCAUUCAUCACAAUCCAAACUCUUUUUUGACAACAAAUAUUUUGGCAACGUUAAUGAUCGUCAAAGAACAUUUUCUUAUGAUACAAAUAAUAACACAAUCUCACAUGACGAUUUAUCACAAAACACAACCAAUGACAUUUCAAAUAGCAAUGAAGAGAAUAGAAACAUCAAAGAGUUGGAAAAUGAUGCAUUGGAAAUGCUUAUUAGAUUGAGAGACAGCAAGAAUGAUGGCUCCAAAUGCUUGUUAGAUUGA
Molecule: messenger RNA, 471 nt
Organism: Entrophospora sp. SA101
Lineage: Eukaryota; Fungi; Glomeromycota; Glomeromycetes; Entrophosporales; Entrophosporaceae
Source: the annotation of a GenBank genome assembly